CAUUUCUACAUCCCAUUUCAUACAUCAAUCACCCCCCAUUGCACCCGUUUUGCAGACCUAUCACAAGGAAUCUGUAGACAAACAUGCCUCGAGCCAACACCAAAACUUCCGCCGCUCCGGCUGGAAAACCCAUCCACAAAUUCUACGUCGACUACUCUGUCCCUGCCAACGACCAGGUUUUCGACCCUGCGGCGUUUGAAAAGUUCUUGCACGACCGAAUCAAGGUCGAGGGAAAGGCCGGUGCUCUUGGAGAUGUCAUUCAGUUGCAACGAGAGGGCAACCGUCUGGUUCUCACCUCCCAGAUCCCCUUCUCCAAGCGAUACCUUAAGUACCUCACCAAGAAGCACUUGAAGAAGAACAAUUUUGAGAACUUCCUCCGAGUCGUUGCUACUGCCAAGGACACCUACUCUCUGCGAUACUUCAAGGUUGACCAGGAGGAGCCUGAGGAUGACGAGUAGAUGUAGUUAGCGUAGGAUGUGGAUGGGUGGUGAUCUUGCAUGUGGAUGCAUUGCAUGAUUAUGAA
Molecule: messenger RNA, 523 nt
Organism: Kockovaella imperatae
Lineage: Eukaryota; Fungi; Basidiomycota; Tremellomycetes; Tremellales; Cuniculitremaceae
Product: ribosomal protein L22e
Exons: 5
Coding region: 84-458 (124 amino acids)
Biological process (GO): cytoplasmic translation
Cellular component (GO): ribosome
Molecular function (GO): RNA binding; structural constituent of ribosome
Source: RefSeq, a predicted model, not a curated record